This is a messenger RNA of Solanum verrucosum, 542 nucleotides long. RefSeq lists its product as uncharacterized. The record is from RefSeq and is a predicted model, not a curated record. Lineage: Eukaryota; Viridiplantae; Streptophyta; Magnoliopsida; Solanales; Solanaceae. The coding region runs from base 60 to 248 and encodes 62 amino acids. The transcript is spliced from 2 exons.
CAGUUCAUGGUGAGAAAUUCACAUUCUAAUAUGUGCUCUCUUUGCUUCAGUUUUAGCUGAUGGGAUUUGGGAAUAGAGGAAUCGUUGCUGACAAAUGGUCAGGAAGGCUUUUAUGGGUCUGUGCAAUUGGAAGUGCUAUUGGUUUCUAUAUGGUUGCUGUGGAAAGACAAACUCAGAAUAGAGCAAAAAUGAUGGCUGAAGCACUGGCGGAUGCAGGAUCAAGUAUAGAUGCCAGUGAGAAAAGUUGAAUAUUAUGGGACUUAUAAUGCUAAUACAUUUCCAUUAGACGUCUUUUCUUAUCGUUUGGCAGGAAACUAUUCUGUUGUAAUAAGUACUCGCGAUCCUCAUAAACGAAAAGACAUUGCUGAACAAGAGUUAUCUAUACGAUCAAUCAUCACAAUGAUAACUACGUGUAAUCGUUCAAAAAAUGGUCUGAAAAGUAAGACAAGUUAUCUGUUGCGACAUAUUAAAGUACAUUGAUGGUGUAUAAUCCUCCAAACUGUCGAUGUAUACAAGUUAAACUCUUUAACUAUUUGACGAGG